This is a messenger RNA of Pocillopora verrucosa, 7157 nucleotides long. Lineage: Eukaryota; Metazoa; Cnidaria; Anthozoa; Scleractinia; Pocilloporidae. The record is from RefSeq and is a predicted model, not a curated record.
AUGCAUUUCACCUUUACACCUUCUCCUCAUCUGUCUUGUCCCAGUCACGAUGAAGCAGACUCGCCGACUGAACCUCGUUUUGAGAGAGUGUUUCCUUGCAAAGUGAACGAUCUAUACGACGCCAUAGCUAAAGGACAAGUUGAUAAAAUGAAAAGUUAUUUAUCAUCGACGGAGAACAAAGUGGAUAUCUUGGAUCAGAAUGGUGAUACUGCUCUCCACCACGCGGCAAGAAUGAACCGAGUUGAAGUCAUCGAUUUCCUGACUAAAGCUGGAGCCAAUGUUGAUGUUUACAGCAGGGAUGGACUUACGCCAUUGCAUGAAGCUGCAAGGUAUAAUUCAUUGGAUGCCUUUGACAAUUUGUUGAAAAAAGGAGCCAAUCCAAACAAUGAAUCUACAAAUAGAGGUUAUUCUCCUCUUCACUUUGCUACCCAAUACGGUAAUAGAGAGAUCAUCAAACGACUGCUCUAUGUAAAAACUUUGAAAAUUAACGCAACUAACCGGGACGGAUUGGCUGCUCUUCAUUUGGCCAUUAAUCAUGGAUACGAGGACAUCUGUAGCGAUCUCAUCGCCAAAGGGGCUAGUAUCUACAUAAUUACGAGAGACGGGCAGACGUGUCUUCAUUUAGCAGCAGAUGUUGGCAUCGUGGGUAUUCUUUCUGUGGUCAUUCAAACUGCUCUCGCGAACAUCUGCCAGUACCCUGUAGAUGCUACGUGGUUUGGCAAGGACUUCCCAGAAUUUGAUCAGUUGGUCAACAGAAAAGACGAAGACCAUAACUCUGCUCUUCACCUAGCUGUUCAGACAGGUCACUUAUCUGCAUGUCAAAUACUUUUGCAACAUAAUGCAAAUGUCAACUUGCAAAACAAGCAUCAACAAACGCCUUUGCACGUGGCUUCUAUGGGUAAAAACAAAGAUAUCUUGGAAUUACUUAUCAAACAAGGAGCUCAAACGGAUCAAAAAGACUACAAACAAAGAACUCCUCUGCACAGUGCGGCAUCAAUCGGAAACCCAGAAUGUAUCAAAGUCCUUCUCAACAACUGCUUUACUCCAGAUCCCAAAGAUUUAGAGGGUAUGACGCCUCUCCUAUGUGCUAUAGCAGCUGGUCACACAAAUUGUGCCAAGCUGCUCUUUGAGUACGGUGCGAAUAUCGCAGCUCGUGAUAAGAAUCAGCGUGGAAGCAUUCAUCUCGCUGUAGAAAAUGAAAAAGCAGAAAUGUUGAAAAUGCUACUGGAAAGAUCGGGAUCACAAUGUAUAAAUAUUCCGGACAUACAGGAAAGGACAGCUCUUCACUACGCCGCUUCCUCUACAAAGUUAAAGCUUCUGGAGAUUUUGUUGGAAAAGAAAGCGAACUGCUUACUCAAGGAUCGUGCUGGCAUAAUUCCAAUACAUACUGCAGCAAAGUUUGGAAAGGACCGCCAUGUUGAAGCUUUAGCCAAAGCCUCUUUUGCGUGUGUUGAUCAAAAAGAUUCAGAAGGACGAACGCCUCUUCAUUUUGCAGCAUUGAAUGGAAAAGGGAAAACAUGUUCAAUCCUUCUCCAAAUGGGAGCUGAAGUUGACGUUUCAGACGCUUAUGGCUGGACACCUUUAAUGUUUGCAGCCAAAACGGGUGCCUCUGAUUUAAUUCGAAUGUUUCUUGAGCUGAAUGCUGAUAUAAAUCAAGAAGACAAAAGUGGUAACACUGCGCUGCUGCUUGCUUCUGCCAGUGGUCACGUAGCCGCCGUGAGGAUUCUUUUGAACAAUCGGGCGAUCUUGAAACCAAACAUAAGCGGUCUUAACUGCCUCGAUGUGGCCAUAGAUAAUCAACAAGGAGAUGUUGUCAUGGAAAUGAUUAAGAACGCAAGAUGGAGAGAGGUCCUAUCAGCCAAUAGCCCAGAUGGUCAAAAUAGGAUGGGAAAACUCAUUCAGCGGUUCCCUGAUGCUGCUAAAUUGAUCAUGGAUCGAUGUGUCCAGCGAUCUCUCAGCCAACGAUUCAUCAGGUAUGAUUUCAGCCUUUUGGAUCCAGGUCCUGAUGAUACAAGCGGACCAAAUGGGGAGCGUUUCUUUGGACCAAAGGUCAUGGUGGAACACAAAGAAAAGGAACUCCUGGUACAUGAGCUUUGCAGAAAACUUCUCAAGAUAAAGUGGCGCAGAUAUGGAUGGUUUGUUUAUUGGACAAACCUUAUCUUGUUUUUCUUGUACCUCUUCUCCUUGACGUACUUCAUGGUGACAAAGCGUAAAGCGGUGAUCCUAAAGCGGAAACAUGAUAAAGAUGAUCCCGACUACGAUGACAUGUUCACGAACAAGGAGGCAUUGAAUCAAGUUAUUCCUUUCCUCAUACUGGUAUUUGCGUCAUUUCAUUUGGCCAAAGAACUCUAUCAGAUUGUCCUUCAACGAAUGGAAUAUUUCCAACAACUGACCAACUUGGUGGAAUGGGUGCUUUAUAUAGCGAGCAUAGUUUUUAUUCUGCCAUACGUCUCGUCCAGCUUUUCAAGUCUUCAAGGAAACCCUAGGAUAACCUGGCAGAUAGGGACAGUCGCUGUGUUCUUGGGCUACAUGAACCUGAUAUUGUUUGUUCAGACUUUGGACUAUGUCGGCAUCUACGUGACAAUGUUUUUUCGAGUGGCUAUCACGGUGCUCAAAGCCAUCAGUCUUUUCUUCCUGUUCACCUUGGCUUUUUCGGUGGUUUUCUACAUAUUGUUCAGGGAGCAAAAUGCCUUUGACACAUUUCUCGUGACGCUGGUGAAAGUGAUAGUCAUGACCAUCGGUGAAUUGGAUUAUACCACUUUGUUGGUGGACAACUUGGAGGCCACCAAUCCAGAGACCAAAGCACCUCUCGUGCCUUACCGUGAAUCAUCCUUCGUAUUUCUCUGCCUCUUCAUCUUUGCCAUGCCCAUUAUCCUUAUGAAUCUUUUGGUCGGUUUAGCUGUGGGAGACAUAGAAUCUGUGCAAAAGUAUGCGUUUCUGAGAAACAAGGGAAAAUUCGUAGACUUCGUGGUUGGAGUUGAAAGAAAUUUACCAAAAUUUGUUACUCGGCGUUUACACAAGCCUGAGUUGGUCGUAACUGGACGAUACGUGGACAGAAAAAUUUCUUCAGGGAAAUAUUCCUUUGAAGACGAAGACCUCAGUAAUGAAGAACGAACAGCCGAGAACGAGGACGAACAGAGACUGGAAGCUCUUGCUAAGGAAUUGAUGAGGGCUAAGAGACGGCAACUGUCAAUCAUUGACGCCAUACAGGAUCAGAGAAGCGUUUUAUCAGCUCUAGCAGUUAAAAUUGGCCUAGAUACCUGUGAGGAAUUCACUAUGGCAGAUGGAGAUAUGAGUGAUACAGAUUCCCACACAAAUUCUAGAGUAAAUCUUGGCGAAUAUCGAAGUCUUAUUACGCGAUUUCGACGUAGCCCGAUGGUUCAACAGAAGAGACCUCACUCGGGAGGACGACUUCAACUUCACGAUGAAUCCGUUCGCAUGGGGAUGAAAAUGGUGCCCUUGCAAGAUCGUAACGUCGCGUUUCAUCGCGCUGUUGCUCAUGGAAAUUCGGAAUACGUGAGAAAGAUUUUGUCCGAGAAGAAGUACGAUGUGGAUGCCUUCGAUGAAUAUGGAUUCACAGCGCUCCAUUACGCCGCCCAGCACAAUAAAGUAUUUAUCCUAAACAUGCUCCUGGAUUUUGGCGCUGAAGCCUCUGUGACAGGUGCGGAUGGCUCGACUGCCCUACAUCUUGCCGCGAGGUUCCAUUCUCUAGAUGCCGUCCUCUCUCUUCUCGGAGCAGGAGCUAAGGUUAGCUCGAAAAACAGCCUCACGGGUUCAACUCCCUUACAUGAAGCCGCAGCAUUUGGAAACAAAGACAUUGUCGAGCAUCUUUUGAAGAAUGCAAAGGCUGACGUGAAUGCUUCAGAUUUCAAAUCUGUCUCGCCACUUAUGCACGCUAGUGGCUCAGGUUAUGGUGUUAUCUGCUUAACUCUGCUGCAGUAUGGAGCUCAAGUUGAUUUUUCUUCGGCAGAAGGGAUGACAGCACUUCAUUUUGCCGCCACCAAUGGAGAUUCCUAUGUCACGCAACAGAUUGUCGAAGCAGCAAUUCGCCAUUAUUUCAAAAAAGAACCAACUACUGUUGCAAAACCAGAAAUGAACGCUGACUUCAAACAGUUCAUAAACAAAUGUGACUUGGAUGGUAGCACAGCACUUCAUCUAGCGGUACAAACAGGUUCCAAGGACGUGUCCCAGGUGCUCAUUCAGUAUGGGGCUGAUGUGAAUUGUCAAAACAAGAGCCUCCAGACACCAGUGUACCUGGCAGCAGUUGGAGGACACCAAGAUGUCUUGAAAAUGCUCAUUUUGCAGGGUGGCGAUAUGAAUGCAAGUGACAGCCAACAAAGAACUGCCCUACACAGUGCUGCCGCCUUGGGAUCUACAAAAUGCAUUGAGAUUCUCCAUGAAAAUGGUGCCAAAAUUGACACCAGGGACCAGAGUGGUCAAACGCCUUUUCUCUUGGCGGUAGCCGCUGGACAGACUGAUUGCGCAAAGUUAUUUCUAUCAUUUGGCGCCAAAGUGGCAGCUCAAGACAAGCGCCUACGUUGUUGCCUCCACCUUGCUGUAGAACAGGGAAGAGAGGAAACGCUCAGUAUGUUACUGAGUGAGACUGGUAACGACUUAGUCAACAUACCUGACCACAAACAGCGGACGUCGCUUCAUUACGCGUCGUGGAUUGACAACCCGAAGCUUUUGGAGCUGCUACUCGAGACAAAAGCAAAUGGAUGCGUUCGAGACGCAAAGCACAAGACACCACUUCACUUAGCCGCUGACCGAGGCACCUCACGCCAAGUCAAGGUUCUCACCCAAGCUGCGCCAUCUUGUGUAUGGAUGCGAGACGAUCAGCGGCGAACUCCUUUGCACUACGCUGUUAUGAGCAUGAAGAGGAAAUCUUGCGCCAUACUUUUGGACAUGGGUGCUGAUAUCAAUAGCCCCGAUAUCGUAGGCUGGACUCCUCUAAUGUGGGCUGCAAAGGCAGGAAAUGUCGGUGUCGUAGAGCUCCUUCUCGAGAGGGGCGGGCACACGGAUCACGUAGACAUUGAUGGAAAUUCAGCCCUCCAUGUGGCAGCACACUUUGGUCAAGUUGAGAUCGUCAGGACACUGUUGAAUUAUGGAGGGAGCUUAAUUUUACAAAACAAACGUGGAAUGACAUGCCUUGAUGUGGCAAUGGAAGCGCAGAUUAAUGAAGUUGUCAUGGUUAUUGUCAAACAUAACAGAUGGCGAGAAGCACUUACAGCCUCAAGUGCCAAAUCCAAUCCUGUGGAAAGGUUGAUUGAACAUUUUCCCGACGCCGCCCACGUUGCCCUGGAUCGCUGUAUUCAGCGAUCUACUUCUGAACGCUCCAUAAAGUAUGACUUCACUCUCAUAGACCCAGGCCCCGAUGAUCACAGUGGAAACAACGACGAACGCUUCCUAGGUUUGGUAACGAUGGUCAGACACAAACAGCAGCUCCUCUUGGUUCAUCCGCUUUCUCGAAAGCUGUUGCUUCUUAAGUGGAGGAGGUUUGGUUGGUUUGUUUACGGAACGAAUCUCGUGCUUUAUUCACUUUUCCUAAUAUUCUUGACAAUUUUUGUUUCAACGGAGAGAGAGAAUGUCAACUUUCCCAAACCAGAAGACGAUGAUGAACUUGACGAAAAAUUCUUCAUAGAGAAAAGUGAAUUCAACGAAGCGGUGCCCUAUAUCGUCAUCGUAUUCGCGGUUUUGCAUCUUGCGAAGGAGUUUUAUCAGAUCUACACCCAGAGGCUUCGUUACUUUACGGAGUGGACCAAUUUUCUUGAAUGGGCCUUAUACCUGACAGCAUUUUUGUUUGUUUUACCUUACGUUACUGAUGACACCGGUCUGAGACAAAAUUUUGAAAUUUACUGGCAGAUGGGAACGUUUUCCAUUUUCUUUGGUUACGUUAACUUAAUCCUCAUCGUGGAGCCGAUUAAGUUCUUGGGUCUGUACGUGACCAUGUUCCUCGAAGUGAUGAAGACCGUUCUGAAGGUUCUGUUAUUGUUUGUCAUGUUCACUUUGGCCUUCGCAAUGGCGUUCUACAUUCUGUUGAAAGAACAGGAAUCGUUUAGCACGAUAAUGAAGGCCUUCAUGAAAGUUUUUGCCAUGACUUCUGGGGAAAUUGAAUAUACUCAAACCGUCAUUGACGCGUUGAACAAGAAUUCAGCUGGCACAAAAUUUCCGCUCGUUCCUUUUGAAGAUUCUACCUACAUUUUCUACUUCAUGUUUAUCUUGGCGAUGCCGAUAGCUCUUGUUAACCUAUUGAUUGGUUUGGCAGUUGGAGAUAUUGAAGCCAUUCAGAAGACAGCUUUCCUCAGGAACAAGGGGAAACAAAUCACUUUUAUCGCUGAUAUAGAGAAGAAAUUUCCAAAAUUCUUCACCAGACGAAUUUAUAGUGGACAUGAGAUCGUGUAUGCUGGAGAAGAGAAAGGAAAACUUUGGAGGAGAAGAACAAAGCAGGAAGAAUUUCAGGAUGAAGAUCUUUUAGGAGACAAUGACGGGGAAAUUGACGAGAUGACGUUACGGCUUGACAAUUUGACACGAGAAAUAGAAAAGUCUAAAUUGAGACAGAAGAUUCUCAUUGGUGCCACAGACCAACAGAGAGAUAUCCUACUCGCUGUGGCCGAGCGUGUCGGCGUAGAAGUUAAUUUGCCAUCGCGUAUAAAGAUAGAGUGAAAGCUUGAGCAGGACAUUCGAGAGACAAAAUGAUGAGCUUGAAACUGUUUUUUAAAGCCACAAAAUGCUCCGUAAGGGAACGAUCAUUAUUUUUGGCUAGGGGGAGAGUGGGGAAGGGGGCAGUGGUGUUUGGUUGUAUCACAAUAAAAUUUACUUGAUUUCCUCUCCCCUCCCCUCCUAAGACUCUGUCGUAUUCUAAUGCCCCCCUCUUCCCCUCAUUGAGUCAAUUUGCUUUAGUAGUCCCUCGAAACUCUGUUAACGACGACUGAUCCUUCCUCCGUUGACAAAAAAUGCCCUUUAAGACGACCAUGGUUUAAAAUGAAUGGCAGCUGAAGGCAGUUGUAGAAGAAUUUCAUUAACGAGUUACGAAAACAUUUCAGUUGUAAGCGUGUACAAAAAGUCUAUCUCUUAUAGACAAAAGAAAAUAAAUAAUACUUGUAAGACAAAACUGUUUAUUAACGAUCUUUAAAUAAUAAAAUACAGAUCUUAUACAA